AUGGCUCUGCAGGAUGUGUGCAACUGGCAGGCCCCUGACACCCAAGGACCAUCACCUCAGCUGCCUCAGGCUGGUGGCUGGGCCGUGCCUCAGGGCUGUGACCCGCAAGCUUUCCUGCAGAUCCACGGCCCCAAGCUGGCUCAUGGCACCACCACCCUGGCCUUCCGCUUCUGUCAUGGGGUCAUUGCUGCAGCCGACACGCGUUCCUCCUGCGGCAACUACGUGGCCUGUCCAGCCUCUCGCAAGGUCAUCCCUGUACACCAGCACCUCCUGGGCACCACCUCUGGCACCUCUGCCGACUGUGUCACCUGGUACCGGGUGCUGCAGCGGGAGCUGCGGCUGCGGGCCCUGAGGGAGGGUCAGCUGCCCAGUGUGGCCAGCGCCGCCAAACUCUUGUCAGCCAUGAUGUCCCGCUACCGAGGGCUGGAUCUGUGUGUGGCCACCGCCCUGUGUGGCUGGGACCGCUCAGGCCCUGCCCUCUUCUACGUCUACAGCGACGGCACCCGCCUGCAGGGGGACAUCUUCUCGGUGGGGUCUGGAUCUCCCUAUGCCUAUGGCGUGCUAGACCGUGGCUACCGCUAUAACAUGACCAUCCAGGAAGCCUAUGCUCUGGCUCGCCGGGCCGUGGCCCACGCUACCCACCGUGAUGCCUACUCAGGGGGUUCCGUGGACCUUUUCCACGUGCGGGCAACUGGGUGGGAGCACGUGUCGCGCAACGAUGCCUGCGUGCUGUACGCGGAGCUGCGGGAGCCCGGGGAGCCGGAGGAGGAGCCCAGGAAGGCCCGGUCCUGA
Choloepus didactylus (southern two-toed sloth) is the source of this 792-nucleotide messenger RNA. RefSeq names its product proteasome subunit beta 11 (gene PSMB11). The transcript has a single exon. Gene Ontology annotation, molecular function: threonine-type endopeptidase activity. Lineage: Eukaryota; Metazoa; Chordata; Mammalia; Pilosa; Megalonychidae. Gene Ontology annotation, cellular component: proteasome core complex. Bases 1 to 792 code for a protein of 263 amino acids. The record is from RefSeq and is a predicted model, not a curated record.